AUGCCGCACAAGAAGACUCUAGGUCUAUAUAAGGGGCUCCCAAAACCCUACACCUCAAUCCUGAUUCAGAUGAGGUCACAGCGAAUUGGACUUCGACAUUUCCUGUUCAAGAUCGCCACCACACAGCAGAGGGCAGAGGGGGCUACAGACCGGUGUCACUGCGACGAGGGCAGCCAGACUCCCAUGCAUGUCCUUCUCCAGUGCCCGUUAUACACCGCGCUCAGGGCCACGAUGUUGAACAAGGUCUGGUACAAAACUGAUCUCGGGAGGACAACUGAUUAUGACACGAUCAUAUCGGACUCGCAGGCCAUCCGCUACGUGGCCGAAUUCAUGCACCGGACGGGACUCCUCGGCCAGUUCCGCCAAGUGGACUACGAGGAUGUCGAUGCAAGCAUUAACACGCCAGAAUAA
Messenger RNA from Penicillium arizonense, 411 nucleotides. RefSeq lists its product as uncharacterized. The coding region runs from base 1 to 411 and encodes 136 amino acids. The transcript has a single exon. NCBI's taxonomy places the organism in Eukaryota, Fungi, Ascomycota, Eurotiomycetes, Eurotiales, Aspergillaceae. The record is from RefSeq and is a predicted model, not a curated record.